This is a messenger RNA of Lingula anatina, 2737 nucleotides long. RefSeq lists its product as uncharacterized. Gene Ontology annotation, molecular function: oxidoreductase activity, acting on paired donors, with incorporation or reduction of molecular oxygen, reduced ascorbate as one donor, and incorporation of one atom of oxygen. The record is from RefSeq and is a predicted model, not a curated record. NCBI's taxonomy places the organism in Eukaryota, Metazoa, Brachiopoda, Lingulata, Lingulida, Lingulidae.
AUGGCGACGGCCAGAGAGCUGUUGUGUUUGGCCUUUUUUGUAAACAUUCUAAUAAUCGGGGUGGACGGUCAACUAGAAGAAGGCACUCACGAUUUUCUAGCAUUUCCAGCGAUUACAGAUUACCAGAAAGGGUUUGAUUUUGUCAAUGAUGUCGAAUAUGCAUGGUCACAGAAUGAAAUCAGUUCGAGAACCGCUUUUCAUAAUUUCUUAAAGAAGAAAUAUGGCCACAUUUCCGCGCAAGCUCGCCGAAGAUUAAUAGGAGACGCCAACAUUCAAGAACGUGUUAGAAAACACAACUUUCAACACAGUGUGAGCCUGACACACGUCCCAGGAAACGCAGCAGAACCUUUUAAACUGAGUACAGUGAACGGUUGGAUGAAAGACGAGGUCCUCGUGUACCCUUCUCCGCUCUUCCACAACUCGUCAAUCCUUUUCCAUGCCUUUAAUCCACAUUCGGGCUUUCUGGACGCUUUGUGGAAUAGCAACGACUCCUUGGCGUCCGCCAUGUCCAUGCUGAAUUCCACCCCUGUUAAUGUCCACUAUGUGUUCCUGGCACAGGAAGGGGACGCUUUAAGCAUGGCGGGACUGUUGAUUAAAGCUGCUCAUGCUGUAAAAAGACCAGAGCUGUUAUCCAACCUUCAUUUUGCCUUGCACCCAGUGUACAAGCUGGGCAACUGGAUCCCUGGGUUACUGAAAGAAUGGCAGUGUCAGGACCACGGAUGUGGACUGGAUCAACUGGUACUUGAUGACAAAGUUAGCGUCCCUGAGGUUCUGAUGCGUCUGGAUGCUCACUAUGACUGGCUACCAUCCCCAGUGUCAGUGUUUGGUAACAAGAGCAUGCCAGUGAGGUCCAUGCUUGGCCUUGGUAAUGGCUGCAGGAAGGAGCCAUCAGUGAAAGGAAUGCUGGCCUAUGUCCUAGAUGGGAGUGAUUGUUCUUAUUUUGAUAAGAUCAGCAGUAUGGAGGCAUCAGGUGCAGCAGGUGUGAUAGUUCAGGCACAACCUAACAACUCUGUCUUUGACAUGAAGUGUGUGGGGAAGCAGUGUGAUGUACAACUCAGUAUACCUGCCACUGUGGUUAGAACUGAUAAUACCAGACUGAUGAACAGGUUGAAAUUGGGGACUGUCAUGGCAUCCUUCCAGAACACACCAAGUGAUAACUUCUAUGUGGGAAUUGACAACAGGGGGCUCCUGGCAGAGACAGGCUGGUUCCUCUACCCAUCCCUGCAGUUUCUGGCUUGGCAGGCACAGUGGUUCUCAUACAGACAGUCCCUAGAUGAAAAACUCUCUCACCCAUGUACUGUAAUUCCUGUAUUCAACCAUACCCGUAUGCAGGGGGCCAAGGGAGCCGUAGCAACUGUCAAGUUACCCAACAUCAGUGGUCUGUGUAUCACAGAGCUGCGCCAGUAUAGCAGGAUAGAACUGGACAUGUCUCUGUCGUGUCCGGGGACACGGGACGUGGACUGCGCUCACUGGGACCACACCGUCCAGUUAUAUGUCUGCUGUAAUAGGACAGAUCAACAGCUGUGUAAUGCUGAGCUGGGACGCUGGAUUAGCCCUUUCAGGAGGCGUAUUGGUCGCUGGCUGACAGAUGUGUCCAGUCUCCGCCCCCUGCUUGAGUCCAGCAAUGGUCAGUGUACCUUGACCAUGAAGACUGCCCCCUGGGCCCUGCCCUGGAUGCCUUCAUUGAACCUCAGACUGUGUAGAAAUAAAGAUGUGACUCCAACACCAUCUACAGUUCAGCCAUUAUGGUCGCCAGGGGCAACCUUUGAUAAAAACUACAAUAAGCACUUUCAGCCUUUUUCAUUUAAUGUUCAGAAUAAUGUGAAGAAGGUGGGGUUGGUGUCAGUGAUCACAGGGCAUGGGAGUGAUGAGAAUGGUUGUGGAGAGUUUUGUCCGACAUCGCACCACUUUGUUGUCAACGGGAAAACUUACAGCAGAACAUUUGACACUGCAGGGACCCCCUUGGGGUGUGCAGACAGAGUCCCCCAGGGGGUCACCCCCAAUGAACAUGGCACCUGGCUGUAUGGCAGAGAUGGCUGGUGUGACGGACAGCAAGUGGAUCCUUGGGUCAUAGAUGUAACCAGUGCAGUGAAGAUAGGACAAGUGAACACAGUCACUUACUAUGGCUGGUAUAAAGGAGGAGACCCCAACCCACAGCAUAACCCUGGGGUCAUGAUAUUCUACUCAUAUCUGGUGACAUAUACUUAGUGACAGGUGCUUUGGAUGGUGGCAUAUAUAACUGUUCUAUUAUAUAAUCUAGGGUUAUGAUUAUGAAAUACCUCGACUACUAAUACAUCGAUCAAGAAAAUUGUCUUUUAUUGUGUGUUUAUCAUACAGGUUACUUUUUACAAACAAAUUUGCACUCUAACAGACAUUAAUCAAUAUUAUCAUAUUUUCUUUAAGUUUUAUGCAUUGUAGUCAGAGUAUAAAAUCUAUGGAAUUUCCUGCAUAACAACAAUUAUUAUAUCAAAUUGUAAUCACUAAGAAAUAUUUCAAAGCAUUCCAACAUCUAAGUGAUUAAUAGUGGACCAGUCACUUUAUCUUAUGACAACAAAUUGCUGCUCUAGUGUGAAAUAAAAAAUGACCAUUGUGGGUGAAGGUCAUCAUGACCACUAUGAGGUCAAGGUCAAGUAUAAUAGUUCUGACCUUGACCUCCAUAAAAUGACCUUAACUGUAACGUUUCCACUGAUUCUGUCGUCUGUGAUAAGGCAUCAACAGCUGUAAAUAAUGUAUUGUU